AUGCAGGCAAAAGAUGCAAAUGUUGUCUUUUGCAUGAAUUGCAACACCUUCUACCAGAUGUCUAUGUUGGGGGACCGGCUUUCUUCACUAGUGUUGUCUAUGUAUGGGACAAUUGACCAAGUUGCUGGAAUGCUUCAGCCCGACUGUGUCCCCAUCACAGAGUGGAAACAGAACGAGACCGAGUGCUUACAAGAGAUUCAGCUGCACAUGAACGAAACCGCAGGUUGUAAAAGAUUAUGGGACCGGCUUCUGUGUUGGCCCGAUGCAGAUCCUGGAGACACGCUUUCCUUCACCUGUCCAGGUAUCAUCUUCCACUUCACAAAGAAAUCAGGUGUGGUGAAACGAAGUUGCACAGAUCAAGGCUGGUCUGAUCCGAUUCCACCUUAUUCGGUAGCAUGUUCGAUGGAAGAUGAUGUCUCUCUGGAUGAACUUUCCUUCUUUUCAACCAUCCAGACCAUCUACACCGUGGGUUACAGCAUCUCAGCUAUCUCGCUUACCGUCGCCAUCCUGAUUCUACUUGCAUUCAGGAGACUCCGUUGCCCCAGGAACUACAUCCAUGUCCACCUUUUCAUCACCUUCAUCUUGAAGGCCAUUUCCAUCUUCAUCAAGGAUGCGGUUCUCCUGGAGAGUGAAGGGAGCGAUUACUGCACCUACUCCACGGCUGGAUGCAAGAUCUCCAUGGUGCUCGUUCACUACUUCACCAUGGCCAACUUCAUGUGGCUGUUAGCAGAAGCUCUCUACCUCAACUGGCUGCUUCUUUCUUCCUUUCCCCAUGGAAGGAAAUACUACUGGUGGCUUGUCCUCUUCGGAUGGGGUGUCCCGACAUUCUUCACCAUGUUAUGGGCAGUACUCAAACUGCAUUUUGAAAAUGAUUUGUGCUGGGACACGAAUCAAGGUUCCCCUUACUGGUGGGUCAUCCAGGGCCCCAUCAUGCUCUCUGUUGGGGUCAAUUUCAUUCUUUUCAUCAAUAUUAUCCAAAUCCUGCUGAAAAAACUGAAUCCCAGAAAAAUCAAUUUGAACAGCUCAUUUCAGUACAGACGCCUCUCUAAGUCAACCCUGCUCCUCAUACCCUUGUUUGGGACUCAUUACAUCAUCUUCAACUUCCUGCCCGAAAACACCCAGGUGGGAGCCCGUCUCUUCUUGGAGCUGUGCAUUGGAUCAUUCCAGGGUUUCAUCGUUGCCAUUUUAUACUGUUUUCUGAAUCAAGAGGUACAAACAGAAAUUUGCCGGAAAUGGCAAGGCCACAAUUAUGAAUUUAUGAUGCCUUCUUGGAGGAAGAAGCCAAAAUGGGUGAUGCCCUCAAGUUCAGGAAUCAAAGUGGCAACCUCGGUGGUUAAGAAUUAA
Protobothrops mucrosquamatus (brown spotted pit viper) is the source of this 1344-nucleotide messenger RNA. It is a transcript of the gene GHRHR, whose product is annotated as growth hormone releasing hormone receptor. Gene Ontology annotation, molecular function: growth factor binding; growth hormone-releasing hormone receptor activity; G protein-coupled peptide receptor activity. The transcript has 14 exons. Gene Ontology annotation, cellular component: plasma membrane. The record is from RefSeq and is a predicted model, not a curated record. Bases 1 to 1344 code for a protein of 447 amino acids. Gene Ontology annotation, biological process: positive regulation of cell population proliferation; adenylate cyclase-activating G protein-coupled receptor signaling pathway; cell surface receptor signaling pathway. NCBI's taxonomy places the organism in Eukaryota, Metazoa, Chordata, Lepidosauria, Squamata, Viperidae.